This is a messenger RNA of Cottoperca gobio, 2486 nucleotides long. It is a transcript of the gene paox, whose product is annotated as polyamine oxidase. Gene Ontology annotation, molecular function: polyamine oxidase activity. Bases 103 to 1608 code for a protein of 501 amino acids. The record is from RefSeq and is a predicted model, not a curated record. The transcript is spliced from 10 exons. NCBI's taxonomy places the organism in Eukaryota, Metazoa, Chordata, Actinopteri, Perciformes, Bovichtidae. Gene Ontology annotation, biological process: spermidine catabolic process.
UUGAAACUCUUAACCGGAAACAGGACAGGACCGUGGAUUGUAUAGGAAGGACAGCUAACCCAGUUAAAGUAGUAUUGCAUUAGUGCAUAACCAGCUGUGGCUAUGAGUCUUAAAGCUAAAAUAGUUGUAAUAGGAUGCGGAAUAUCAGGUAUAGCAGCAGCACAUCGGCUCGUUAAAGCUGGAUAUCAUCAAGUGUGGAUACUUGAAGCGACUGCAAGAAGCGGAGGAAGGAUAAAAACCUGCACAUUGGGUGAUAAUAUUGUUGAGAUGGGGGCAAACUGGAUCCAUGGACCGUCUGAGAAGAACCCAGUGUUUUGUAUGGCCCGCCAGUACGGGCUGCUGGACCCAGAGGCCCUCACCCCAGAGAACCAGGCCAUGGACGUCGGGGGACAUCCCCCUUGGGUUCCCAACUUUUUCAGCAGUUCAGGCCGGAAGCUGAAUGCUGAAGAUAUCUAUCCUGCUCAGGAGAUGUUUUUUGAGCUGAUGUAUGAAAGUUCAGAAUUUGAGAGUGAAGGAGGAGAGCCCUGGGCCUCUGUGGGAGAUUUCGUACGUUCAGAGGUUCAACAACGAGCAGCAGAGAAGUGGAAAGAUAUUGAUGCAACCACCAGAUCUCUGCGACUGUGUGCGAUCAGUAACAUGUUGAAGGUGGAGUGCUGUGUUAAUGGGACUCACAGCAUGGAUCAGGUGGGCCUGGGGGCCUUUGGCCUAUACAAGACUCUACCUGGACUGGACUGUACAUUCCCAGGUGGCUAUGAAGAUCUAGUCCAAAACUUGAUAUCGGAGCUUCCGAGUGGUUCAGUGACCUACAAUCGGCCUGUGCGCUGUGUCCACUGGAACAACACAGAGAAGAGAGAAAACCCUGUGAUGAUCGAGUGUGAUGAUGGGGAGAGCAUCACUGCGGAUCAUGUUAUUGUCACAGUACCUCUAGGAUACCUAAAGAAGCACCACUCGACUCUGUUCCGUCCUCCUCUCCCUCUACACAAGCUGCACUCUGUCCAAAGACUAGGCUUUGGAACAAACAAUAAAAUAUUUGUGGAGUUUGAUUCACCGUGGUGGGAUGCUGACUGUGAGGUCAUCUAUCUCGUGUGGGAAGACGAGGAUGUCAUGGUGGACCAGGUGCCAGAUGUACAGAGAUCCUGGAUAAAGAAGCUGUUUGGCUUCACUGUGCUCAAACCCACUGAAAGGUAUGGCCAUGUUAUGUGUGGCUGGAUUGCUGGCCAUGAGUCAGAGUAUAUGGAGACACUGUCUGAACAAGAGGUCACACACACAGUCACACAACUCAUCCGCAGAUUCACAGGAAACCCUACCAUCGCCCCGAGGAGAGUCCUGCGCUCCCAGUGGUUUCAUGACCCCUGGACAUGCGGAUCUUACAGUUACCCAGCAAUAGGUUGUUCAGCGCAAGACCUGGACAACAUGAUGGAGCCCCUGCCUACAAAAGGAUCCCUUUUACAACCCCUGCAGGUGUUGUUUGCUGGAGAGGCUACUCAUCCCUGCUACUACUCCACCGUCCAUGGAGCUGUUCUCACUGGGUGGAGAGAAGCUGACAGACUCAUCUCUCACUACUCCUCCUCAAUCAGUCCAUCUGAACCGCCCAAGUCAAAGCUUUAAAAGAGCAAUGCUGCUUUGACAAAGAGAUUUUAUCAGGUUUAUGGCUCAAAUCUGUAAUUGCUUCAAACUAUGAUUUAAGGGUUGAUAUGGAACAUUAUGUGGGAGCUGCUGUUCUUUUUUUAAGCCGUCACUUAAAGGUGCAGUCAGCGAUUCAAAUCCAAUACUUUUUGUCAAAUUCAGCGAACUUCUCCUCACGGUCUGCUCUGUGUGUGCUGAAAAUAAAUCUGAUGUUUUUACACAGCCCUGGCUGUGUGAAUGGGAAACAAACAAAGUGGCUCAGACCGAGUCACACAACACUUUUCCAGGCAAUCAGCAACAGUGUUCGUGGUCGUGCACAGAUCAGGGAAAAGGCCAUUGAUGUAUAAAGAGAAAUGCAGUGGGAGCAAGAGGGACGGUAAAUCUAUUAUUAGUAUUUGUUUGGGUGUUGAGUUCAAAUAUCUUUCUCCAGAUGUGCAGACUCUACCCCUAAGAAUGUAGAAAGUGAAGUGUUGCUGACUGCUGACCUUGUGCUGUUCAGUGCUUUAAAAUACAAAUGGACCUGGACAACACAAGUGAUCUAUACAGCGAUGAUAUUUGUAUUAAAUACAUGAAGGAUACAGCUUUAAAUAACUGAUAAAAGGCAUCUUUGUAUAUUUUAUUAAAGAAAAAUGAAGGAACUAAGAUUGAAGUUACACAGUAAUCCUGUUUACAAAUCAUCUUAAUAACAAUGCAGUUGUAAGAAUUAGUAGUAAUUUUAUACUGUCUUAUUUUAAGACCGAUUGAAUUCCAUGCUGUUUUCAACUUUCUGCUUUGUUAAUGUAAUUAUUAAUAAUGUAUGCAUUGAAUGUAAAUAACUAUCAGAUUCUAUAAAUCAUUUUUCAGUAAAUUAUAUAAACAGU